AUGUCGGUCGCCUCCAAGAAUUUGUUCGACGUCCUCGGCAACGAUGUCGAGGGUGAAGAACCGCCGUCUGGCCCUGUGAAGACGGUCGACAAGAUCACCAUGCGCAGUUCCAAGCGCAACGUCGAGCCCCAAGCGUCCGCGAAGCCCGCUUUUACCGGCACUGAUGCUCGUCGCUCUGGUCCUGGAGGCAACGAGGGAGCUUUCCGCGACCGUAACGCCGGUUCCGCGAACAAUCAGCGCAGGCCCACUGAUGAGGCCCCUAGAGGAGGUUUCCGAGGCGGUCGCGACGCCCGUGGACGAGGAGGCCGUGGUGGCCGAUACCCUCGUGACCGUGAUGAUCGGCAUACUAAAGGGGCCCCCAGCGGUUCCGAGAAGCAGGCCGCCCAAUCUUGGGGCGCCACCGAGGGCGAGGCCGAGCAGAAGGACGAGCAGGCCGGAGAGGAGAUCGCGCAGACCGAACUUAAGGAGGCCAUCACCGAAGAUGCCGAAGCUUCGGCCGCUCUCGCCGAGCCUGAGGACAAGCACGUGGCCUACGCCGACUAUCUCGCCCAACAGGCCGAGAAGAAGCUCGCUCUGGCCGAGUCUCUCGAUAUCCGCAAGCCUAACGAGGGCAGCAAGCUCGAUAAGAAAUGGGCCACUGCCAAGGCUCUCGUCAAGGAUGACGACGACGAGUUUAUCGCCGGCUCUGGCGGUAAGGUCAAGCGCGAGCGCGAGCGCAAGGCCAAGCAGCUCGUUGAGAUAGACAACCGAUAUGUUGAGCCCGAACGCCCUCGGGCCGGACGCGGUGGACGCGGCGGUGCCGGCCGUGGUGCUCCUAGGGGCGAGGGCCGCGGUCGUGGUGGCCGUGGGCGAGGCGAGGGCCGAGGUGAAGGUCGCGGCGAAGGCCGCGGCGAGGGUCGUGGCGAAGGCCGCGGUGAGGGUCGCGGCGAAGGUCGCGGUGAAGGCCGCGGUGAAUACCGUGGCGAACGUGGCGAUCGUAGCGGCCGUGGUGGCGCUCGUGAUAAUGCCCCAUUCAACAGCCAGGACCCCAACGCUUUCCCCAGCCUGGGUGCUUAG
Durotheca rogersii is the source of this 1056-nucleotide messenger RNA. RefSeq lists its product as uncharacterized. The coding region runs from base 1 to 1056 and encodes 351 amino acids. The transcript has 6 exons. Gene Ontology annotation, molecular function: RNA binding. The record is from RefSeq and is a predicted model, not a curated record. Lineage: Eukaryota; Fungi; Ascomycota; Sordariomycetes; Xylariales; Xylariaceae. Gene Ontology annotation, cellular component: cytoplasm; nucleus.